Messenger RNA from Macroventuria anomochaeta, 2720 nucleotides. RefSeq lists its product as uncharacterized. The record is from RefSeq and is a predicted model, not a curated record. The transcript has 3 exons. The coding region runs from base 218 to 2410 and encodes 730 amino acids. Gene Ontology annotation, molecular function: carboxy-lyase activity; DNA-binding transcription factor activity, RNA polymerase II-specific; DNA binding. Lineage: Eukaryota; Fungi; Ascomycota; Dothideomycetes; Pleosporales; Didymellaceae. Gene Ontology annotation, biological process: regulation of DNA-templated transcription; DNA-templated transcription.
AUCGAAGAGUCAGACAAAGGCAUGAAGCUUUCCACUGAUUAGGAAAUCUUGUUCUAAACGCAAGAUCUUCUAAUCGAGGCGUUCUCGAAGUCAACGGUAAGCUUCCUAUCCCCGUGACUAGCGAAUGAUCUACCAGCGCUAGGCGGACGGGAAUCCACCCGAAACCGAGUUAACCUACGCGCGAAGUGACCCAUCGUCAACUCUCUCGCCGCGGAAAAUGGAUGACAAGACACAACAGUCGCAGUCGCAGUCGCAUGCGCCGUCGUCCUUCAUGUCGGACAUGAUGGACACCCCACCACGUGCAGACGUCGACGAAAUCCUUCGGAGGAAACGGAAGGCGCGGGAAUACAAGGCCUGCUACCCAUGUCGACAACGAAAAGUCAAAUGCGAUCAGACAGUACCAUGCAAAACAUGCGUCGUCCGCGAACAUCCAGAGCUAUGCACUUACCACCCCCCGAGCGAGUUGCACCCGCCUGCGAAGAGGAUAAGCAUGGGACUGGGCCAGAACGGGCACGACUUCAACGUCAAUGGAUUGGUCCACGUACAUGGUGGGACGGUCACAUUGCCACGUGAGGACUGGGAGCGCAUCUGCGCAAAGUUACAGACGGCUGAGAAGUCACUCACCGAGCUGAAGAACUCGAUAAGCAGUGUCCAAGAAGUGGCACCGCCAAUCAACGGCUUCUCACCCUCGACCUCCACGCCUCUGGCUGCCUCGGCGCCCAUCGAUGGCGAACAUAGUCACGUUCGUACGCAGGGAAUCCACACGCGCAACGAUAUCACCGGCCAGACGAUUCAUAUCGGACCCAGCUCCGUGCCCGCGUUAGUCAUGCAAUUGGGUCGAGGAGGAGAUUCGCAAUGGGCGCCAGGCUUGCAAGACCUACUGGGCAAGAAGAGCAUGCUGCCUAUCUUUGGGUUGGACAACGAGAGCGCUACAUAUCCCUUUGUCGACCUCUGGGGACUACCACAUGGAUCGAUAUCCCGCGCUACAGAGCUGGCAAACGCCUUGCCAAGCGACUCUGAAUGUCUCAGCUUCUUCCGUUUUUACCGCGAAACCGCACACGCCGUGUAUCCCGCCGUUGCGGACAUCGAGGGCGUUGAGUCCGACCUCCUGCUCUUCCUCAUCAACCGCGCGAGCUCACAAAGUGGCACCGGGGUGACAGAUCAGCAAAUAUACGGAAAAGACUUCCACUGGAUUGGACUAGUCUUUGCCAUCUUGGCCUCAGGAUGCCAGUGCUCGACACUAUCACGGAGAGAAAGGGAGCUCACAUCACAGGUCUACAUCUGCUGCAGUUUCGAAUGCUUACGAUUUACGAACUUCCUCUCGCACGCGAACAUCGAAAACAUACAAACGCUCCUGAUCCUUGGGAAUGUCAUCUCGAACAACAUGAACGCUGGCGUUGCAUGGAGUCUGAUGGGUCUGACGGUUCGACUUUCACAAACACUCGGUCUGCACCGCAUGUGCCCCUCAUCGACGCCUGUGCAGCAGAGGGUACUCCGGAGCAAAGUUUGGUGGGCGCUACUGUGGCAGGACUCGCUACUGUCUGUGUCGUAUGAUAGGGCAUCUUCGACUACCACCAUCGACCAUACCGUUCCUCUCAGCAAUCACACAGCGCCUGGAACCCGAACAUAUGUCGAGAGCAUGUACCGCUUAUGCAAAGUUGGUCUCGACAUUGUCCGCGAACGCCAGAAACCUCAGACCUCCCACGACGCCCUGAUUAGGAUCACCGAGCAUCGCAACGAACUCCAGGAGAUCAUGGUCGACGCGGCAGAUUACCUGAAGGACUCACGAAGAUGCCGCUCGAUGCGCGAUCAGCUGGAGCAUUGGGCGUUAUACCUCCACAUCUCAUACAUUACAUCCGAACUAUGUCGACCAGCCAUCAGCCCCACAACAGCCGGUCUCGACCUCUCAAAAACACUACGAAAGACCUGCAUCGAUAGCAUAACGAACACCGUCGAAGCCUUCCUGGGCCUACAAAACAUGACACCAUUCGCAACCCGCUCAUGGGCCGCCCUCCAUCGAUCCCUCAGCUGCGCACUCCUCCUCGGUAUCCUGGGCGAACACAACCGCAACGAGCGAGCUCGCGGUCUACUCCAGAAUAUCAUACAAGUGCUGGGUGACUUCACCAAGGACGUCGACCCUAACGAGCUCGCGACGCCGAUCACACGCUCCGUAUCGGCGCUCGAGCGACUAUUGCGCAUCACUACGAGUUUAAAUAGGAAGAUGAGCGAGUCUGGUGGGAGUCAGGCGAGUCCGACGAUGAAUACGUUUACCGCGGAUGAUAUCAAUGCGGCGCUUACGAACGGUGAUGGGAAUGUGUUUUCGCAAAGUCCGUUGCUAGGUUUGGAUUUGGACUCUUCGCCGUAUGCGCUGAUGGAAUCGAUUGUUUGGGGUGCCCAGAAGGACGGAUGAAGUUGAGAACGGUCUGAGCCACACAACCACCAAGAAGCGCAACGUCAACACAUGCCACGUGCCAGCAAAUUUGGUCACCUCAGACAUUGGGUGGUGGUCAAUGCAAGGGACUUGGGGCUAUUAACAACCAUGCAGCUUCGAGCGAGUUAGCAUAUGAUGUUCGAUAGCGGGAACGGCGAAAGCAGAAGAGACCAAAACAGAGCCGAUAGGAUGGUGCAACAAGGUUUUGAAGGAUUGAUUAGCGUAGUGUUUUGAUACCCAGUUCGCGGUGUGUACAAAAGUAGUCUAUGAGCACAAAAGAUCUUUGUGG